Emericellopsis atlantica is the source of this 718-nucleotide messenger RNA. RefSeq lists its product as uncharacterized. Bases 117 to 440 code for a protein of 107 amino acids. The transcript has a single exon. NCBI's taxonomy places the organism in Eukaryota, Fungi, Ascomycota, Sordariomycetes, Hypocreales, Bionectriaceae. The record is from RefSeq and is a predicted model, not a curated record.
CGAGAAAAGUUACCAUGUCGGGCUUGGAAUCAACCAAUCAUGUAGCCUGAAAGCACGGCGUCGGCACUACAUGGGCCCGGCUAGACGACGCCUGAUCAUGUGACUUUAGGAAGUGAAUGUGUGCAAUGAUUGCUCGCACAGCCAUGUGCUCAUUCGCAAUAACAUUAGGAUCAAUCAGCUCCUACACUUUAGUGCCCUGGCUGGCUUCUGUUGCUUCGAUGUCGAUUUUCGUGCAAAGCGCUACUUGUUCUUGUGUGGCUACAGGUCUGUUGUGUUUGCUGAAUCUCCUUGCUUACCCUGCACACUGUGGUGGCAACUUCUUCCCAGAUCGUCUCGUCGCCAAGAAGAGCUGCAUUAUGAUCAAACAACAUGCGCGAUACGCGGGUAUGUUUGACAUUUGGCUUUGGAGAGUGUUCUGGCGCAAAAGUGUUCCGGCUUGAAGCUCGCAAUGCGGAAGCUGAGGUAAAGUACCUGGAUUUAUGAACGUCAACCACCGCCUGCCUCACUUCAUUUUUGCUCAAGCAAGGUGGUUGUAAAGUCUAUGGUAAGGUACCUUGUAGGAACAUGAAGCGAAAUCGGCAAGCAAAACAAGAGCCGAACCAGCCGCACAAUACGUACCUAUAAUACAAUCGCAAGUGACCCUGUCAAAAGCUACAUUAUCUGAAUGCAACCGACGGAUGCAUCAGUGCUGGCACUUGGCAGCCAAGGACGCACGUAC